Messenger RNA from Ustilaginoidea virens, 300 nucleotides. RefSeq lists its product as uncharacterized. The transcript has a single exon. The record is from RefSeq and is a predicted model, not a curated record. The coding region runs from base 1 to 300 and encodes 99 amino acids. NCBI's taxonomy places the organism in Eukaryota, Fungi, Ascomycota, Sordariomycetes, Hypocreales, Clavicipitaceae.
AUGCCCGGCUGGAGUCUAGUCAAAGUGGCAGAAGGAUACCAUGACCACGAGGCAGCCGUGAGGAGCUACUCCUCGUCGCGUGUUGAAUACCGGUUUCAGGAUUAUUGCUGCAGCUUGCGGUACAUGAUUCUUAGCGGAAACAAGAGAAACGGGUCCUUUCGGUUGUGCCAGCACCUCCUGUCGCGUGCAGCUGUUGAACGUGCUGUUGAAGAAAAGACGCUGCAACCUCUUUGUCAGGCCGUGGAAGCGGAUAAUCGGGUAAGGGAAGUUGUGCAUGACUUGAAACAAAUCAUGGAAUAA